Molecule: messenger RNA, 1056 nt
Organism: Onychomys torridus (southern grasshopper mouse)
Lineage: Eukaryota; Metazoa; Chordata; Mammalia; Rodentia; Cricetidae
Gene: Med6
Product: mediator complex subunit 6
Exons: 8
Coding region: 42-782 (246 amino acids)
Biological process (GO): regulation of transcription by RNA polymerase II
Cellular component (GO): core mediator complex; mediator complex
Molecular function (GO): transcription coactivator activity
Source: RefSeq, a predicted model, not a curated record
CUGUGCGCCGGAAGGAGGCUCUACGGGGCGCUUUUAGAAUUAUGGCGGCGGUAGACAUCCGAGAUAAUCUGCUGGGAAUCUCUUGGGUUGACAGCUCUUGGAUCCCCAUUUUGAACAGUGGUAGUGUCCUGGAUUACUUUUCAGAAAGAAGCAAUCCUUUUUAUGAUAGGACAUGUAAUAAUGAAGUGGUCAAGAUGCAGAGGCUAACAUUAGAGCACUUGAAUCAGAUGGUUGGAGUUGAAUACAUCCUUUUACAUGCUCAAGAGCCCAUCCUUUUCAUCAUUCGAAAGCAACAGCGGCAGUCCCCUGCACAAGUUAUUCCACUGGCCGAUUACUAUAUCAUUGCUGGAGUCAUCUAUCAGGCACCAGACUUGGGAUCAGUUAUAAACUCCAGAGUGCUUACUGCAGUGCAUGGUAUUCAGUCAGCUUUUGAUGAAGCUAUGUCAUACUGUCGAUAUCAUCCUUCCAAAGGGUAUUGGUGGCACUUUAAAGAUCAUGAAGAGCAAGAUAAAGUCAAACCUAAAGCCAAAAGGAAAGAAGAACCAAGCUCUAUUUUUCAGAGACAGCGUGUGGAUGCUUUACUCAUAGACCUCAGACAAAAAUUCCCACCCAGGUUUGUUCAGCAAAAGUCUGGAGAAAAGCCUGUCCCAGUGGAUCAGACAAAGAAAGAGGCAGAGCCUCUACCAGAAACUGUGAAAUCGGAGGAGAAGGAGAGCGCAAAGAACGUUCAGCAGACUGUGAGCACUAAAGGUCCCCCUGAGAAACGAAUGAGGCUCCAGUGAAUAGUAGACAAGAAGAAGCCGGCAAGCUCCUUGUCAGUCACUAUACCUCAGCACCGUGGGAGGCUCUUGAGUCUUAAAACACUAUCACAGCCCUCUGGUUUGUAUGGAAUGCACUGGUUCCUUACAAAAGGACAUUCUCCCUACCAUGAUUUCUAUGUGAAUAUUUCUUAUGUAUCUUUUGUAACCUUGCCUCUACUGGACAUGGGCAGUGCACCUAACUCAUAGAUAUGCUAGUAUAUAUCUUUAAAAACAAUAAAGUUAUUUGUAUAUAUUA